This is a messenger RNA of Penaeus chinensis, 1266 nucleotides long. Its product is annotated as proline-rich protein 36-like. The transcript has 5 exons. Bases 1 to 1266 code for a protein of 421 amino acids. The record is from RefSeq and is a predicted model, not a curated record. NCBI's taxonomy places the organism in Eukaryota, Metazoa, Arthropoda, Malacostraca, Decapoda, Penaeidae.
AUGCGCUGUGUCCGUUCUCGAUAUACCCUCAACUAUAAGUCUGUUGUGAAAACUGCUUCGAACAAGCUAAUUGGAGGGAAAGCACAAUGGUUAAGUAGUGGCAAUAACAAGAACAAAAGUCUAAAUAUAUUAGCAUACAACUCAAGCCAAGACCACGCCCUCGAGACAAGCAAAAGGGAGCCGAGUACGACCCUCGUGUCCACCAACAAGAAUCCAAUACUCCGAGAUUUUAGCCUCGUCCGAAUGCCUGGGAUGCCCUCCGUAGCCUUGGCUUCCCCCGCGCUCACCUGUUGGCUGUUCCUCGCUACACUCACAACGUCGAUGCCUCGCUCUCCACCUCUCGCCCCCUCGGCCUCGCUCUCCACCUCUCGCCCCCUCGGCCUCGCUCUCCACCUCUCGUCCCUUCGGCCUCGCUCUCCACCUCUCGUCCCUUCGGCCUCGCUCUCCACCUCUCGUCCCUUCGGCCUCGCUCUCUACCUCUCGCCCCCUCGGCCUCGCUCUCCAUCUCUCGCCCCCUCGGCCUCGCUCUCCACCUCUCGUCCCUUCGGCCUCGCUCUCCACCUCUCGCCCCCUCGGCCUCGCUCUCCACCUCUCGUCCCUUCGGCCUCGUUCUCCACCUCUCGUCCCUUCGGCCUCGCUCUCCACCUCUCGUCCCUUCGGCCUCGCUCUCCAUCUCUCGCCCCCUCGGCCUCGCUCUCCAUCUCUCGCCCCCUCGGCCUCGCUCUCCACCUCUCGUCCCUUCGGCCUCGCUCUCCACCUCUCGCCCCCUCGGCCUCGCUCUCCAUCUCUCGCCCCCUCGGCCUCGCUCUCCACCUCUCGUCCCUUCGGCCUCGCUCUCCACCUCUCGUCCCUUCGGCCUCGCUCUCCACCUCUCGCCCCCUCGGCCACGCUCUCCACCUCUCGCCCCCUCGGCCUCGCUCUCCACCUCUCGUCCCUUCGAUAACAGACAAAGCCCGCAAAGUAAGAUCAGUCGCCCCCAGAAGACACCGAACUGCAGGUACCUCCGGCGCGUCCGCAGAGUCUGAAAAGAAAAUGCUGGAGGAUCAAGGCCUUACAGAAGAGGUCAGACUUGCAGAAAAGACUGAGACUGAGGAGUCAAGCUUACUAAAAGAGUCAAGUCGGGAAAGAGGUCGAGCUUGCGGAACAGACCAAGUCUGCGGAAAGGUCAAGUGCGCGGAUGACUUGCGGAAGGUUAUGCCUGUGGAAGAGUCAAUUCUCCAAAAGGGAAUCGAGCUUGCAAAGCGAUCGACCUUCCAGACGGACUAA